Prunus armeniaca (apricot) is the source of this 1908-nucleotide messenger RNA. The record is from the annotation of a GenBank genome assembly. Lineage: Eukaryota; Viridiplantae; Streptophyta; Magnoliopsida; Rosales; Rosaceae.
AUGCAAAUCCUUUCGCAUUUCUCCUCUAAGGCCUCACUCUCUUUGCUUCCCCUUCCUCGCCUCUCUCUCUCCACCGCCCUCUACUUCCGCCGUCGCCCCUCAAAAUUCCAAUUUUGCUCCUCCAAGCACUUUCAAUUUCCCAGGUUGCCCCUCCUCGUAUGCAACCUCAGCUCCGGCACCAGCCAGCAAGUUCCCAUGGACUCACCCCCACCGGAGGCUACCUUGUCGGUCGACUCCCUAACGCACGAUUUGCAGAAUCAGAGCUUGACCUCCGACGGCCACGAUCAAAUGAAUAAUAAAAGUGAAAAUAAUGGUGUAAAUUACACUCACGCGGUUAGGUUGAAGCUUGAAGAUCUGAAUUGGGACAACUCGUUUGUAAGAGAGUUGCCUGGUGAUCCCCGGACUGAUACGAUUCCACGAGAGGUGUUGCAUGCUUGUUAUACGAAAGUAUCCCCGUCAGCUGAAGUUGAGAAUCCUCAGCUCGUUGCCUGGUCAGAAUCAGUUUCCAAGUUGCUUGAAUUGGAUCCUGAAGAAUUUGGAAGGCCAGAUUUCCCUCUUUUAUUCUCUGGGGCAUCUCCUCUAGUGGGAUCGUUGCCCUACGCUCAAUGCUAUGGUGGACAUCAAUUCGGAAUGUGGGCUGGACAGUUGGGAGAUGGUCGGGCUAUUACUCUUGGGGAGGUUCUUAAUUCUAAAUCUGAAAGGUGGGAACUGCAGCUUAAAGGUGCUGGGAAGACUCCUUACAGUCGGUUUGCAGAUGGCCUUGCUGUGCUUCGUAGUAGCAUUCGGGAAUUCCUUUGCAGUGAAGCGAUGCAUAAUCUUGGAAUUCCAACAACUCGAGCUCUCUGUCUUGUGACAACAGGAAAACAUGUCACACGCGACAUGUUCUAUGAUGGCAAUCCGAAAGAGGAACCUGGUGCAAUUGUUUGCAGGGUUUCUCCGUCCUUUCUGCGUUUUGGAUCAUACCAAAUACAUGCCUCCAGAGAAAAAGAGGACCUCGCAAUUGUUCGAAACGAAGAACAUUCAGUUGUUGAUCUGACAUCUAACAAGUAUGCAGCUUGGGCAGUAGAGGUUGCUGAGCGCACUGCUUCCUUGGUUGCCAAAUGGCAGGGGGUUGGUUUUACUCAUGGUGUGUUGAACACUGACAAUAUGAGCAUUUUGGGUCUUACCAUUGAUUACGGUCCUUUUGGUUUUCUGGAUGCAUUUGAUCCAAGUUACACUCCGAAUACCACGGAUCUUCCUGGGAGGAGGUAUUGUUUUGCAAAUCAGCCUGAUAUUGGCUUAUGGAAUAUUGCACAAUUCACUAGAACUCUGUCAGCUGCCCAGUUGAUAGAUGAUAAGGAAGCAAAUUAUGCAAUGGAAAGAUAUGGAACCAGAUUCAUGGAUGACUAUCAAGCCAUAAUGACCAAGAAACUUGGUCUUCCCAAGUACAUCAAACAGCUGAUCGGUAAACUUUUAAAUAAUAUGGCUGUCGACAAAGUGGAUUACACCAAUUUUUUUCGGUUGCUAUCCAUAUCAAAGCUGAUCCCAGCAUUCAGAAGAGGAGUUGUUGAACCCACUAAAGCCGUUCUAUUAGAUAUUGGGCAGGAGCGGAAGGAGGCAUGGAUAAGCUGGGUGAAAAUCUACAUAGAGGAGCUGGCCGCUAGCGGCAUCUCAGAUGAGGAAAGGAAGGCAUCAAUGAAUGCAGUGAACCCUAAGUAUAUUCUCAGAAACUAUUUAUGCCAGAGUGCCAUUGAUGCAGCCGAACAAGGUGAUUUUGGAGAGGUUCAGAGGGUGCUUAAAGUAAUGGAACGGCCAUAUGAUGAGCAACCGGGAAUGGAAAAAUACGCUCGCUUGCCCCCAGCGUGGGCUUAUAGGCCUGGAGUUUGCAUGCUUUCUUGCUCUCAUGAUUUGUUUAUGCAACAAACUUAA